AUGGCCAACCCCGUCCCGUCCCAUCCCCCCCGCCCCAUCACCCCCACCGGUACGCCCCCCGCCGACCACCGCCUGCAUCACAUCCUCGCACACUUUGACGCCGGCACACACACCAUCGAUCGCGCAGACAGAGAGACACCAGAGGAGAGGCGAACCAGUUUCGGGGACACCCUGCCCACCCCUCCGCCCUCUCGCCGCCCCUCCUUCCUCUCAUCCCUCGGCAUCCUCCCCUUCUCCUCCCUCUCCCCCUCCAACUCCGUCCCGAGCACCCCCGCCUCCACAUCGACGACCCACUCGCGACGUGAAUCGUUCAACCAUGGCCUCGGAUUCGGCAUGACCCCUGCCUCCAACUCGAGCGCUGUCGUUGACGACCACGAGGACGCGCGCGGCCACGCGAAAAAGCGGAGUCUGAGUAUGCUCGAUCGCGCACUCCCCUCGGGGCGGGACGUGCCCCACCUCCCUCCUACGGCGGCUCAUCCCGAUCUUCCUGCCGCACAGCCCCAAGCACAAGCACUGGCCGCGACAGCGCCGCCCACGCCGGGCCCUAAUGUCGGGGCAGGCAUUACCAGGCCCAAAUCGACGCCGCACCUGCCCCGUAACAAACAGGGGUUUGAGACCGCUGCUACUGAGGGGCUUGGUGUCCAGGCGAAUGUCGCGGGGCAGGGGCCGCCGGGGACGACGGGUGGCAGAAGGGCGAGCGAUUCGGGCAGGAGGCAUUUCGAUCCUUCAAGGGACCCCCGCUUGCUUGGGCUCAUCUAGGCUAGCGUUGAAUCAUCACGUUGUACAUUUCCUCUUUCUCAUUUCGGUACGCUUGGUCGUACUUUGUAGCCCAGUAUUAUCUACUCUUAUCCCUUGUCAUUGUUGUCUAUAGACUCUACUUGAGCGUUGGUUGUGAAAUUAGACGCCACUUUUUGGUUGUCGCCCUUGAUUGUAUCAUAGCCCUCUCGCUCGACUUGGCACAUGCAUCAUCUUGCAUCGCUGGUAUUGAACGA
Molecule: messenger RNA, 992 nt
Organism: Cryptococcus amylolentus CBS 6039
Lineage: Eukaryota; Fungi; Basidiomycota; Tremellomycetes; Tremellales; Cryptococcaceae
Exons: 2
Coding region: 1-759 (252 amino acids)
Source: RefSeq, a predicted model, not a curated record